UAAAUUGUCGCACUGAGGACGGAAUUUAUAUCAUAUAUCGUAUAGUCUUCUCGUUAUCAUGAAUUGCCCUUCACAUCACCGACAAACAUAUAGAGGAGUGUUUCUUGUACUCAAAUAUAGAUUUUCUAUAAGAGAUAGACCAAUAAAUACGUGCAUACAAAAAAGUUUACAGUAGGAUUAAGUCAGAUCUUUUGUGACUUGCAUGUCAGAGAGAGAGGGUGACGAAACAGUAUAUCCUGCACCAUGUCGUUUGAAAGUGAUACGCCAAAGAGCGACUAACAUAGUGACGUCUGAAGAUGUGCUGUAACAACGUUCAUGAUAACUCUCGUAUCUGCUAUUUAUAUUGCACAGCAACUCUGACCACAAGCAGUGUGUGCGAGAUGUUACGACAAGGCGUUUGUGUGAGUAGGUCGCUCGUCGUUGGAGGCCAAAACGCAGCGUUGCGCAAUGUCAGCGCUCGUGUGCUCAAGAGAUGCAACAGCACUAUGGUUGCCACACAGGCCAGGCCGGAGGAGUGGGAUUACGCCAAGCCAUUUGAAGACAUGCCAGGACCAAAGCCGUUGCCUAUCAUAGGGAAUACCUGGAGAUUUAUCCCACAUAUUGGUGAUCUUUAUCGACUAACAGAAGAAAGCUACCACAGAGAUCUCUACGAAAUGUAUGGGAAAAUCAUGAAGAUAACUGGAAUCCCGGGGGUUAAAAACAUGGUGAUGGUCUUCGAUCCUGACGUCAUUGAAAAGGUGUACAGAAAUGAAGGACCGUGGCCGAUCAGAGACACAGCAACAAGUUUGGCCUAUUAUCGACUGAUUACAAGAAAAGAUUUCUUCCAAGGUGUUGGAGGCGUAGCUAUAACUCAAGGAGAAAUAUGGCAGAAGUUCAGGUCGAAAGUGAAUCCCACUAUGAUGCAGCCCAGGUCAACUAAACUCUAUGUGGCACCCAUCGAUUCCGUUGCCAACGAUUUCUUGAAGAGAAUCAGACUGAUAAGAGACGAAAACUUGGAAAUGCCUGAUGAUUUCGCCAACGAACUCUGCAAAUGGGGAUUAGAGUCCAUUGUGUAUAUUGCUCUGGACACGCGCCUGGGCUGCCUGGAUGCAGAUCUUGCACCGGACUCAGAGCCUCAAAAGAUGAUUGACUGUGUCUCUGUAGUAUUCGACUGUUUGCACGUAAUGGAAUCUAAGAUCCCUAUGUGGAAAUAUGUGAGCACACCAACAUGGAGGAAGUUCCUCAAAGCUUCGGAUAUGAUGACUGAGUUCUGUAUGAAACACAUCAACCAGGCUAUGGAGCGGCUCAAGGCCAUGCCAGAGGACCCUGACAGGGAACUGACUGUCUUGGAGAAGUUGUUGAUAACAGACCCCGAUCCCAAGACCGCGAUAGUCAUGGCACUGGACAUGAUGGGGGCCGGUGUUGAUACGACUUCCUACUCCACCGCUGUAGCUGUAUAUUACUUGGCGCAGAAUCCUGAGAAGCAGCAGAAACUGUUCCAAGAAAUACUGCGCUACCUUCCUGACAAGGAUCAGCCAGUUACUUCGGAAAUCCUGACUGAGCUCAAGUACCUGAAGGCGUGCAUCAAGGAAUCCAUGAGAUUGUCCCCACUUUUUGUCGCAAAUCAAAGAGAAACCGUUAAAGAUAUGGUUUUGGCUGAUUAUCAAAUACCAAAAGGAACCAGCAUCUUUAUGCCCUUCACGAUGUUGGGUCACAUGGAGCAGUAUUGCCCAGAAGCGAAUAAAUUCAUCCCAGAGCGGUGGCUGAAGACUGAGCAGGAGCACAGCAAGAGGGCGCACCCUUUCGUGACAAUGCCUUUCGGCUUCGGACCAAGAAUGUGCGUUGGCCGAAGGUUUGCUGACCUGGAGAUGGAAACAUUAGUGGCGAAGUGUUCGUCCUCGGGGCUGUGGAAAUUCACCUAAAAUCUCGGUCACGACACGAGACUGGGAGUUGAGCUUGGAUCCCCAAGAAUACGAAGUAGGAGUGCUAAUGGCUCGGCCGUGUAUUUCGGUAGAACGUGACAAGGACAUCCGGAUACGACUUCUGCCAACGGUCACAGCCUCUGGAAAUUUGUCCAACCGACAGCAUAAUGCAUGUUAAUCAGAGUACAAGCUUUUAGCUGUAGCUGUAAUCCUCACUGAAACAGUUUUUCUACCCACAUUCAACAUGAAAUAAGCGUAAGAAUGAAGCAAACAAUUUGGUUUGCUACUUUGCUUUUCAGAUUAUACGAAACCCUCGGCACUGAAAACAAAUAGACAACGAUAGCGACACAAAACUUCGUUUAUUUUAAAACAAUGUUAACCUCUGAAAAUUACAGAAUUAUCAAGAGAUUUUAAGUGGGGGAAUAUCAAUAUACGAACUGCACGAAAUUUUCAGUUCUUAAGAAGGCUAAAGCUUGACGCGAUAUCGUUAUGUACGCAAUUAGAGUUAGUCUCGUUACUAGUACCAGUACAAAACUGAUGCUAUAAAUGCCAGUUGAUAUAUAUUUGAAUCGGUAUUACAGUGUCAACAUAUUGUGGCGUGCCGCCAGAAAGCCGGAAAGGUUCAGAAGAUCAGAGUUUAUUUCCUAGGCAACGACCAGCGUUUCCGCUGGAACGCCUUGGAAUCCGAACGCUAACAAACCUAAGCAACGAAUUGUUCAAAGCGGUUGCAUGACAACGGCUGCGAUAAACAUGUAUAAUUCAGUGGGAACGGAAUACCAGCAGGACGUUGCCUAGGAAUCGCUUAAACAACAAAUGCUUUUCCCCGGAAAUGAAAGGAUAUCCAGCGGACAAAACGGAACCUUUGAACGCGAUAUUCACUAGUCAGUCCGAGUGUUCGUUAUAAAAGUCCAACUUCGACGAGACCAGUCAGUUCUUAGUGUAGCUCCGACUAGAGCGGAAGCCAGCUGGCAGCCGACAAAGGGAUCAAGACACUUCACUGAGAUCAGCGGUGCAAGAAAUAAUUGUGAUAGUGAAGUUGUGAAUAAUUGUAC
Molecule: messenger RNA, 2953 nt
Organism: Cryptotermes secundus
Lineage: Eukaryota; Metazoa; Arthropoda; Insecta; Blattodea; Kalotermitidae
Product: probable cytochrome P450 301a1, mitochondrial
Exons: 11
Coding region: 297-1901 (534 amino acids)
Molecular function (GO): monooxygenase activity; iron ion binding; oxidoreductase activity, acting on paired donors, with incorporation or reduction of molecular oxygen
Source: RefSeq, a predicted model, not a curated record